Molecule: messenger RNA, 1559 nt
Organism: Selaginella moellendorffii
Lineage: Eukaryota; Viridiplantae; Streptophyta; Lycopodiopsida; Selaginellales; Selaginellaceae
Product: COP9 signalosome complex subunit 2
Exons: 12
Coding region: 93-1412 (439 amino acids)
Biological process (GO): protein deneddylation
Cellular component (GO): COP9 signalosome
Source: RefSeq, a predicted model, not a curated record
GGUUCUAAGGAUUUAUAUUCUUUUGUAGCGUUAGGGGAGGCGCUCAGCUCGUCGCGAGGACGCUUGGCGCAUCGCCGCUCUCCGGAGGCGCCAUGGAUUCCGACGCGGACAUGGAAGAUUAUGGCUUUGAGUACUCGGAAGAAGACCCCGAGGAGCAAGAUGUCGAUAUCGAGAAUCAGUACUACAACUCUAAAGGAUUUGUGGAGGCUGAUCCUCGAGGAGCUCUCAAGGGCUUUGCGGAGGUCGUGAAGAUGGAAGAAGAGAAAGGAGAAUGGGGAUUCAAGGCUUUGAAGCAGACCGUGAAGGUGCAUUUUCGAUUGGGGACCUACAAGGAGAUGAUGGACGCCUAUAGGGAGAUGCUGACGUACAUCAAGUCCGCGGUUACCCGGAACUACAGCGAGAAAUGCAUCAACAACAUCAUGGAUUUUGUCUCCGGCACUGCAAACCAAAACCUGGAGCUGCUGCAAGAGUUUUACCAGACAACGCUCAAAGCUCUCGAGGAUGCCAAGAAUGAGAGGUUGUGGUUUAAAGCGAAUCUCAAACUUUGCAAGCUUUGGUUCGACAUGGGAGAGUAUGCACGCAUGAGCAAGAUUUUGAAAGAGCUCCACAGAUCGUGCCAGAGAGAAGAUGGCUCUGAUGAUCAGAAGAAAGGAACUCAGCUUCUGGAAGUAUACGCCAUUGAGAUUCAGAUGUACACGGAGACAAAGAACAACAAGAAGCUAAAGCAACUCUAUCAAAAAGCUUUGUCUAUCAAAUCGGCGAUUCCUCAUCCACGCAUCAUGGGAAUCAUCCACGAGUGCGGCGGAAAGAUGCAUAUGGCUGAGAGGCACUGGGCAGACGCAGCCACUGACUUUUUCGAGGCCUUCAAGAACUAUGACGAAGCCGGAGCACAAAGACGGAUCCAAUGCUUGAAGUAUUUGGUUCUUGCAAAUAUGCUGAUGGAGUCUCAGGUUAACCCCUUCGACGCACAAGAAGCAAAACCGUAUAAGAACGACCCUGAAAUUCUAGCGAUGACAAACCUUGUCGCAGCUUACCAGCGCAACGAAAUUUUCGAGUUUGAGAAGAUCCUGAAGAGCAACCGGAAAACGAUAAUGGACGACCCGUUCAUUCGGAAUUACAUCGAGGACUUGCUGAAGAACAUCCGGACACAAGUACUAUUAAAGCUCAUCAAGCCUUACACCCGGAUCCGCAUUCCAUUUAUCUCGAAGGAGCUCAACAUUCCGGAAAGAGAUGUGGAGCAGCUCUUGGUGUCUCUCAUCCUGGACAACCGGGUUCACGGUCACAUAGAUCAAGUUCAUCAGCUCCUGGAGCUCGGUGACAGAUCGAAAGGGCUGAAAAAAUACACCGCGAUCGACAAAUGGAACACGCAGCUGAGAUCUCUGUGCCAGACCGUCUCCAACAGGAUCGGCUGAGAGCGAGAGGAUUUUUUGUAACGCAUUUAGCAACAUCCACGCCAGGUCGGAGUUUCUUCUUCUUCUUUUUCUUCUCUUUUGGCCUUUGUAGCUCAGUGUGUAUAUUCGCGAAAGAAAAUUUUGAGAUUCCUGAUUUAAUGCGUUAAA